AUGUUUAUAACUCUUUUACAACUUCAUCCAAACGAGGUCGUUUUCACUUCCCCAUUACCCCUUCCCGGAGAUACCCAACAAUUCCGAUUAAACGCCGACCAAUUGUUAAUCGACCUGCACUUGAACGAUCUGCGCUUCAACGAUGAUUCGGCAGACUUCAUUGACUGCAACAACGACCGAUCUGGCAAGUUCUCAACGGCGUCAUCUCAGAGCCGGCGACUCUUGGUCGCCUAUGAUACGGAGAAUUCUGACGAGCUGAGCAGGCAACUCGUCUCCAACCUCGAGGCGAGCUCAAUCGAGGAUCAAAAGCAAGCGGCGAUGGAGAUCAGGCUCCUCGCCAAGAACAAGUCCGAGAACCGAAUCAAGAUCGCUCGCACCGGUGCGAUCAAGCCGUUGAUUUCGCUGAUCUCAUCGCCCGAUCCUCAGCUUUAA
Molecule: messenger RNA, 432 nt
Organism: Cornus florida
Lineage: Eukaryota; Viridiplantae; Streptophyta; Magnoliopsida; Cornales; Cornaceae
Product: U-box domain-containing protein 13-like
Exons: 1
Coding region: 1-432 (143 amino acids)
Source: RefSeq, a predicted model, not a curated record